Molecule: messenger RNA, 593 nt
Organism: Dicrocoelium dendriticum
Lineage: Eukaryota; Metazoa; Platyhelminthes; Trematoda; Plagiorchiida; Dicrocoeliidae
Source: the annotation of a GenBank genome assembly
GGGUUUUAGACCAAAAGCUCCUGCCUUUCGGCAUGGAGCACAACUUUUGGCGUGCUGGGAGCCUCAGCGGGGCCGGUUUAUGCGGUCCAUGCACCGAAAUUCAUGUCGAUUUCCGCGCUCUGAAUGGCCAGGAAGUGUUACAGUGUGCUCGAUGUCUCAUCAACACAGCCAGUCCUCAGGUUAUGGAGUUGUGGAAUUCUGUAUUCAUCACUCACCGCCUACGUCCGUCAGAGGACGAGUCAUUCAAAGCGGAGCUACUCGAACCUCUGUCGAAACCUUUUGUGGACACUGGGAUGGGGCUGGAGAGAUUAUGCUGUGUCAUGCAGGGUGUUACCUCCACUUACGACACAGAUGUGUUUGGCCCACUUCUCGAAUUGGUUCAUUCGGAGGCCACUAUCUCUUCAUCAUCAUCAUCACCCGCGUCAACAUCCCAUCAGAUCAAGUCUUAUGGCGGAUUGUUUCUACCUCUUUGUCCUCACUCCUCUGUGGAACAACCAUCUGAUCAUCCGACCGAAACAGGCGACGCCUCUGUUUCUUCGCGCUUAUUGCCAAAACUGCUACAUAGGUUGCUCAGAUCGUCCGGAACACCUAAG